Molecule: messenger RNA, 1669 nt
Organism: Chinchilla lanigera (long-tailed chinchilla)
Lineage: Eukaryota; Metazoa; Chordata; Mammalia; Rodentia; Chinchillidae
Gene: Dao
Product: D-amino-acid oxidase
Exons: 11
Coding region: 248-1291 (347 amino acids)
Molecular function (GO): D-amino-acid oxidase activity; FAD binding
Source: RefSeq, a predicted model, not a curated record
AGUGACUGUGAGAAGGGGAGGCCAAGUCUCCCGGUGACCGGGGCUGGGUCCAGUCCCUGGGAGCUCCACCCUAGUGCUGUGCCCCAUCCACGGCUCCAGACUUUGACCUUGUGCUCCGGACCCAGCAGGCAGGCAGAGGGCUGAAGACAAGACACCCCAGAACCAGGAGCCUCCCUGCAGGAAACAGAGCCUGGUGUCUCCAGCAGCGGCCUCAUUUCUCCAGAAGCCUGGUGUGCGGGCUGACACAAUGCGUGUGGUGGUGAUUGGAGCAGGGGUCAUCGGGCUGUCUACCGCCCUCUGCAUCUAUGAGCGCUACCACUCAGUUCUGCAGCCGCUGGACCUGAAGGUCUACGCAGACCGCUUCACUCCCCUCACCAACACUGAUGUGGCUGCCGGCCUCUGGCAGCCCUAUCUCUCUAGUCCCAGCAACCCACGGGAGAUGGAGUGGAACCAGCAGACCUUCGACUAUCUUCUGAGCCACAUCCAUUCUCCCAACUCUGAGAAAAUGGGCCUGGCCCUGAUCUCAGGCUACAACCUCUUCCACGAAGCUGUUCCGGACCCUUUCUGGAAGAACAUAGUCCUGGGAUUUCGGAAGCUGACUCCCAGAGAGCUGGAUGCGUUUCCUGAUUAUAGCUAUGGCUGGUUCCACACAAGCCUGAUCAUAGAGGGGAGGAGUUACUUGGAGUGGCUGACUGAGAGGUUAACUGAGAGGGGAGUGAAAUUCUUCCAGCGGAAGGUGGAGUCUUUGGAGGAGGUGGCCAGAGGAGGGGUGGAUGUGAUUAUCAACUGCACGGGGGUGUGGGCUGGGGCACUGCAGCCAGACCCACUGCUGCAGCCGGGCCGGGGGCAGAUCAUUAAGGUGAAUGCUCCCUGGAUAAAGCACUUCAUUCUCACCCACGAUCCCAAGAGUGGCAUCUACACGUCUCCAUACAUCAUCCCAGGGAUGCAGAUGGUUACUCUCGGAGGCAUCUGCCAGCUGGGGAACUGGAGUGAGAUAAACAGUACCCAGGACCACAACACCAUUUGGAAAGGUUGCUGCAGACUAGAGCCCACGGUGAAGAAUGCAAGAAUUGCUGGUGAAUAUACUGGCUUCCGGCCGAUGCGUCCCCAGCUUCGACUGGAAAGGGAACAGCUUCGUGUUGGAUCUGCAAACGCUGAGGUCAUCCACAACUACGGCCAUGGAGGCUACGGGCUCACGAUUCACUGGGGCUGUGCCCUGGAGGCAGCCAAUCUGUUUGGGAAAAUUCUGGAAGAAAGAGAGCUGUACCGGAUGCCACCAUCCCACCUCUGAGAACGCCAGUGACCAGCAGCUUCCCCGCAAGGAUUCCCCAUCCCCCAGACCGACUAAUCAGUGUACUCCCCAGAAGCCUGUGCCUAACCCCCGCCCCUAAUUCUGCCUCCUUCUACAAAUGUUCUUGAAGGGAGAGGAAGCCACAAGGUCCGUGGCACUGAUGGACAUCCAGCCCCACCUGCAGCCCCCUGAGCGCUGAAGUCACCCCUCUGUCUCUGGGCCGCACACUGCAACGAACAGCUGGGACUUUGUCUUUUAAGUCCUCAGAAGAAAGGAGAACUCAGAAAAUCAAAGAGGCACAGAAAUGAAUGAUGAUUGUGGUUAAGUAACUGGACUAUAAGUCAUACAAACAUAUUAAAGCUUCUGGAAAGUCCUGCA